Messenger RNA from Syngnathus acus (greater pipefish), 2810 nucleotides. Its product is annotated as cannabinoid receptor type 1B-like. Lineage: Eukaryota; Metazoa; Chordata; Actinopteri; Syngnathiformes; Syngnathidae. Gene Ontology annotation, molecular function: cannabinoid receptor activity. The record is from RefSeq and is a predicted model, not a curated record. Bases 274 to 1635 code for a protein of 453 amino acids. The transcript is spliced from 2 exons. Gene Ontology annotation, biological process: G protein-coupled receptor signaling pathway. Gene Ontology annotation, cellular component: membrane.
GCACACACCCACACAACCCCACUGGCUGCUUGCUUUUAUUCCUACCGACAUCCUCAUCUCCAUUAUUUUGCGAUUUUUUGAACACAAAAAACAUUAUAAAACGGGAAGUAUCUAUUUUAUUUACUUAUUUUUUGGGAAGUUUCUGCAACAAAAUGAGAUGAAGAUGCUUGUAUAACUCAGAUGCUUUACAUCAAUGUUGAGUCAUGGACAAGAGCCAAGUCAAGACUUUCUGCACACCAGUCCACUGAGCCUCUCUAGCGCCACCUAUCAGUCAUGAAGCUGCCCCGGCUGUCGGGUGCCACCAUGAGUGCACUGACGACGAUGGUGCCGUACCUGGGCUCAAACGACGCCAUCUAUGAAGACAGUUCCUCCAAGUAUGGAUUCCGCUUGGAAAAAAUGCACUCUGCGUCCAUUAGUAACACAAACAAGGUCAUUUACAGCACCAUCGCGCCCAUUUUCCCCAUCAACAUGUCGGAAUCUCUUCUGACGAAUGAGACUGACGGAAUGGUGGUGCAGUGCGGGGAGAACUUUGAGGACAACAUGGAGUGCUUUAUGAUCCUGACUCCUGGCCAGCAACUGGCCAUUGCCAUUUUGGCCCUGACAUUAGGUACGUUCACAGUGUUAGAGAACCUGAUGGUGCUGUGCGUCAUCUUGCAUUCGCAAACUCUACGAUCCCGCCCGUCCUACCACUUCAUAGGAAGCCUGGCCGUGGCGGACCUUAUCGGGAGCAUCAUUUUCGUCUACAGCUUCCUGGACUUCCACGUCCUCCACAGGAAGGACAGCCCCGAGGUUUUUCUCUUCAAGUUGGCUGGCGUCAUCGCCUCCUUCACCGCCUCCGUGGGCAGUCUCUUCCUCACCGCCAUCGACCGCUACAUCUCCAUCCACAGGCCUGUGGCGUACAAGCGCAUCGUGACCAAAACCAAAGCGGUGGUGGCCUUCAGCCUCAUGUGGAGCGUGUCCAUAGUGUUCUCACUGCUGCCCCUGCUGGGCUGGAACUGCAAGCGCCUCAACUCAGUCUGCUCUGAUAUUUUCCCCCUCAUCGACCAGAGGUACUUGAUGUUCUGGAUCGGGAUGACGAGCAUCCUGCUGCUCUUCAUCAUCUACGCCUACAUCUUCAUCUUGUGGAAAUCGCACCACCACGCUGUGCGCAUGCUGAGCCGCACCUCCCAGAGAAGCAUCAUCGUCUACACAGCCGAGGGCACCAGGGUUCAGACAGUGAGACCCGAGCAGGCCCGGAUGGACCUCCGCCUGGCCAAGACCCUCGUGCUCAUCUUGGUGGCCCUCAUAAUCUGUUGGGGGCCGCUACUCGCUAUCAUGGUUUACGAUCUCCUGGGAAAAGUAGACGACUUCAUCAAGACCGUGUUCGCCUUCUGCAGCAUGCUGUGCCUGCUCAACUCCACCGUCAACCCCGUCAUCUACGCCAUGAGGAGCAAGGACCUGCGAAGGGCUUUCGCCAACAUCUGCCACCUGUGUCGGCGAAGCACGCCUAUGGAUAACAGCGGGGAGAGCGACUGGAACAGCAGGAGCGUCAGGGCCAAAGAUAGCGGAGGCAGUGGUGCCGACAGCCGAGUCAAAGUGGCCAGAGUUUAUAUUUCUGGUGCGCCAGAUCCCACUUCUGGUGCAGAUUCAGUGUGAAUGUCUUCUGACUGUGUCUUGUGAAUAUUGUAAAUAGGCUGAACUUCCUUGUGCACUUCAUUUUGACUGUGGAGCGUGCCAAAGGAGGACCUUGUGAUUCAGACAUUUGAAGAUGAACUCUGCAGCUGCCUCCUUAGGUACACCUGCAGUAUCUAAAAAAAAAAAAAAAACAUGGGGGCAAAUUUUCCAUUCCUCAAUCCAACCUUGAAAGCUUCUGAAAGAGUCUUGUAGAAUUUGUUGCAAUAAUUUAGCACUUGUUCUGAAAAUUGGUCAAUUAAUUGUACUGGAUUUCUUGAGGUUGUGCGGAUGUUCCUUAUGAAUCAUGAAAUGUGCUUUGUUGUACAGGUUUCAAUCUUAAACAUUUUAGGCCAACUUUAUCGCUACUACUGCAUAUCACAGGCGUGGGAAAAGCAUUUUCCCGUCAGAAAGCCAUUACGUUUUUUAUGAAGUCCUCCAAAGGUCAUACUAAAUUGAUGAACAAAUGUUUUAUUUAUCCUUCCAUGCAUUUUCUAUAACGCUUAUUCUGUUCAGGGUCAAGGGGAGUUUGGACACUAUGCCAGCUUACUUCAGGCAAAAGCCCAUUAUUUAUGUAUUUAUUUAUUUAUUUAUUUAUCUAUUUAAUGUAUGCAUUCAAUAUUAUGAGCAUAAAUGUUUUGGUACUCUUAAGGUUUUGCUUUUAUAACUGGGUGGCAUGCAUUAUCAGUGCUGUAAUGUUUUAUGGGCCAUAGGUUCACCCACCACAACAUAGCACAGCAAUAGCAAAAGUGGUGUGGUGGUAGUACUUUCAUAAUAUUCAGUGGAAAAGUAUACUACUAAACCUCUUUAUUUGAAAGUAGCAUCUUGAAAGCAGCCGUGGGUGGUUAUGUAAGAUGUUGUGAUGUUUGGCAUUUCACCUCUUCUGAGUUGUUUACUGUAGAAUUCCUGUAUCGUGUGUGUUUUGCUAAGCGAAAAAUGUGAAAAAUGUUUGGCUUUUUUUUGAUAGCAGAAAAUAUUUGCAGCUAUCACAGGAAUGUUCAGCGUGCUUGUAAAACAUUGUGUGACAAAUUGACACUGCCAUAUUCAUGUCAAGCAUCCAUAGUGCCAUUCUGUCUUUAGUAAAUGCUUAUUUUUCUGAUCAUAAAAUUGUCACAAUAAUAUGUGAUAUGUUUAUAAUAAAACCUUGAAAUGCCACCAAA